AGGCGAGGAGCUUCGAAUGUUCCUGACCGGAUAUUGGCAGACAUAUUUGUUUUCAUUUUCAUCCACUAUCGCAGAGCUGUCGUUGUUUGUUGCAGAAGAUUUAUGCAGUUAAAAUACUUUAGACUAACAUACUUUGAUGCACGUAUUAAAUUGGAGUAUUUCAUGCAUGACCAGAUUUUCAGUGACUGAUGUAAAAUCAUCGCGUGUCGAUUCGUCAUAAUAGCAAGAUGUCGGGCUUUUUGGACAACUGUCGAUGUCAAUGUGAUUGUAUAGAAUUGGGAGAUCGUAGGAAUGCUGUUGUAUCCGUUGUUUCAGGCAUUCUGUUCUUCACUGGAUGGUGGAUUGUUAUAGACGCUGCAGCUAACUACCCGGACCAGAAUGAUUUUAACCACGCCUUCCACACCUGCGGUGUGUUUGGAACGUUGGCGUUUUUCUUCAUAAAUUCUGUAUCGAACGGUCAGAUAAGAGGGGAGAGUUACACCGACGGGUGCCUUGGGCAGACUGCUGCGCGCGUGUGGCUCUUCAUCGGCUUUCUCAUGGGCUUCGGCUCCCUCAUUGCAGCCUCAUGGAUCCUGUUUGGGUUCUACGUGGUGAAUAACCCAGGAAUACCAGACUGGCCUGGAGUGGCAGUGUUUUUACAGAAUGCCCUCAUUUUCUUCAGGUAUAACAAUAGCAGAGUUAUGGGAGGUCUCUGUAAAUCAUACAGGGGUAAACUGACCCUUUGUUUUACAGGGUCCUGUACCCUUUUAAUUGGGAAUUUCACUUUGAAAGAUAUUAAACUUAAGAAAAUAACAAUGAUACAAAUGAAAUGUUUAAGGUGAUAUAUAUACUCAUUACUCACAGACAUUAUCAUUAUUUUACAUAUUUUUUUUUUAUUCAUUUCUAUGAAAUAUACAUGUUUUAGAGAGGAGAUUGUUUGAUUCACCAGAAACCCAUAGACUAAGUGAUCAUGAAUAAAAAGAUUUGGCAAUUACCAAUUUGGGAAUUUUUGUACUUAAAUUUUGAAAAGUUUAUGUAAAUUUUCGUUUUAACUGUUCUAAUGCAUCUUGUUUUUUACUUUUAUUCCAUGAGAAACUAAAACAAAAGUUAAUCAAAAAUUUCUUUAUUUUAAGUGAUAAAAUGUCACAGAUAUGGAAUUUAACUGAGUUUUAUUAUUUUGCAGUUCUUUGAUUUUCAAGUUCGGAAGAACAGAAGAUUUGUGGGGCUGAAAAAUAAUCUAUAUACCAAAGUGUGUACCUGCAUGGGGACUAGCAGUAACACCAUACUAUAGUGCAGAAAACCAGCCAGCCACCUCUGUAGAAGAUAUCGUAGUGAAAAUGUUGAUCAUGUCGCAUGAUAGUUAUGGUGCCAAAAUAUCUCUUAUUUAACAGAUGCUACUUUUUUGUGUUGGCUGCAAAGUAAAUCAAUUCUUGGGAUAAUUUUUUCUGUCUUUUGUACAUGCAACUCUCCUCAGUACAACUGCAGGGGGUGCAUUCCAGGAAACAAUAUACUUAUAUUCUGUAAAGCAUGAUUAUAUGCCUAUCCUCCACUGAUAAAUAUGUACCACAGUUACUAUGCUUGAUUGCAACUAUUUUACUAUGAAUUAUGUUUAGUGUUGUAAGUUUUAUCCUAAUCAUCAUCCCAAUAACAAUACAUGGAUAAAUAGUUUCAGGGUCUAAAUCACCUAUUUUUCAUCUUUUCAGUGUUUAUAUGAUACAUGUAUAUGAACAAAGACUUUGAUUUAUGACAAUAAAAUAUUCUUAGUUGUUAGUAUUGAAAUGAAAGUACAUGAAUUAACAAUUAUUGUUAUGUUAUUAUAUGUAAUGUGUGAACAAACACCUUCUCAAGGCUAAAGUUUGAGAUAUUAUUGGCUUCACUUUUGUUACUUAUGUAUACGCGUAUCAACACUUCGCCGCGAGUUACGUCCCUUUGCGGGGUCAGCCAAAGGUCAAUCGGUGAAAAACCAAGUUUUCCUUCUUUACCUUACCAAAUGUAAGAUGUUAUUACUUUGAAUUUUAGUUAAUUACCAAGUUUUCAUACAAGUUAAUGGGUUGCCCCAAUCUGGGGCAUAUUGUAGUUAACUGCAAUUGAUGGAAAAAUAACAGAUGUCAAAGCUACAGAUUCGAAAAUUACAAAGCCCAACGUAGGGAAAUACGAUUUUUAUCCGGAAGAUGGCGGACAAGGGACGUAACUUUCGCGAAGUGUUGAUACGUGUAUAGAUAUAAGUAGGUAGGAAAAAUAUUUUUUACUUCAGUUAAAAAAACAAAAAGAAAGAGCAAAUCACUUUUUACAAAGAUAUACCUUUCAGUGAAGACAUUUUAGACUGUUUUGAAUAUAAACAAAAUUUAGUCAAUUGUACAAAAAGAAAUGUGUUGGAAGUUUCCCUUUUCAUUAUAAAGAAAAGAAUUCAAUGAAUAUUUUGUUUAAUUUGGACAUUUUUUUUUUCAGAUCAGUAAAAUGGGGGAACACAAUUCUAAAACCUGAAAUAUUAAUGUUUAGUAAAAUGUAUGUCAUGCAUUCAGAAUCUGAAUCUCUUGGAGAACAAACUUGCAUGACAAAGUAUUGAUAUCUUUGAUUAUCAGUCACUUUCAUACACUCCUGAAUGUGCUACUAGUAUAGUUCAUCUGUUAUCAGAAUCAAAUCAUCAAAAAGGCAAAACUGCAUAGUUUGGUAAAAUUUUCAAGAGAGACUGUUUGACACUGUUUAAAUAUCUUGCUACACGACUACCAUACAUUUUUUAGGAGAUUGUGUACGCAGUAGAAAAUUACUAAGAAUUAUUAUAUGAUUGGUUCAUAGCUAUGGUAGUUUGUCGAAUAUAUUUAAAUGCAAGGUAAAACCAACUAAAAUGUAGGUGUUUUGAGUGUUGGUACUUGUACGAUGAGAGAUAUCUGAAGAGUCAAUGACUGUAGAGUGUAAAAUAGCAUUUCAUUCAGUUAUUUGAAUGUAAACUUCAGCCUUUGUCAAUGACAUUUCUUUGAAAUAGAGACACUGCGCUCUCUAUAUUUAUACUUUUAUGCUGACUUUUGUUGAUGCUUAUGUGUUACACUGGGUGGCAUUGAUUGAUUUGUGAGAUGUUUAUCAUGAUUCCGAUAAAUUCGUGAUAGAUAAAGUAUAAAUUUGUCUUUUGUUAAUAUUUACAGAAAAUGUACAUGUGUAUGUUAUUUCUUAAUAUUAUUGAGUUUCAUUUUUACACUGUCAAAUAAAAUUUGGAGAAAUCAUAAA
Messenger RNA from Ostrea edulis (European flat oyster), 3201 nucleotides. RefSeq names its product transmembrane protein 50B-like. Gene Ontology annotation, biological process: late endosome to vacuole transport via multivesicular body sorting pathway; protein targeting to vacuole. The coding region runs from base 228 to 821 and encodes 197 amino acids. Lineage: Eukaryota; Metazoa; Mollusca; Bivalvia; Ostreida; Ostreidae. The transcript is spliced from 4 exons. The record is from RefSeq and is a predicted model, not a curated record.